CUUUACAAAUAUUACCAUUGUCACUUGAUUCGGCUUGAGUAUCUAGUGAGUAAGAAAGAAAGGAAGGGAGAUUAUCCAAAUGGCCUUUGGAUUUAGGGUUUUUCUCACUUCAUUUCUCGUUUUCUGCAUCUGUGAACAAGGGUUUGGAUGUGGGCUAUCUGAUAUAAAGAUCAGCCAAACCAGAACUGGGAAAGUGGUGGAAGGCAAACCACAAUGGAAUGUUGUAGUGAGCAACAACUGCAAUUGUGCUCAAGCUAAGCUUUUGGUGAGUUGCUUAGGAUUCAGCAGUGUGCAAAAAGUGGAUGCCACCAAGUUCAGGCAAGUAAGUAAGAACACAUGCAUUGUCAACAAUGGAGCAUCAAUUGUUCAAGGCAAACCCAUUAGCUUCACCUUUGCAUUUUUAACACCAGUUGAUCUCAAACCCCUCAGAUCUCAAAUGCUCUGCAAGUGAUUUGAUCAAUCAACUAUAUGUGUAAGCAAUAAAAUAAAAUAAAAAAGCUUCUUCUCUUUUAGUGUUCUAGUGUGGAGAGACUGGGGGAAGAAAACAUUUGUUGGCUGGCAAAUAAUAGUUCCUCCAAUAGAAUUCAAUACUCAUUAAUUGUAAUGUUAAUGUGUGACCAAAAAAAUAUGAAUUGUUUCCCAAUGAAUGUCAA
Molecule: messenger RNA, 653 nt
Organism: Malania oleifera
Lineage: Eukaryota; Viridiplantae; Streptophyta; Magnoliopsida; Santalales; Ximeniaceae
Exons: 2
Coding region: 80-451 (123 amino acids)
Biological process (GO): cell fate determination
Source: RefSeq, a predicted model, not a curated record